GUACACUUCGCGACAGCAGCUUUGGACGCUCAUCUUGCCUGCACUCGGGUCUGCAUGACGUGCUGCCGGCUAAUUUGAGGAAGUGCAUUUCGGUACAAGGUGAAGCGAGCGCUCAAGAAACCUACGAGAGGCCGCGCGCGCUGCCUUCUGUCCAGCCUACUACUCAGCUUCAUCGCUUUUUUAAAAAACAACUGUUUUUGUUACACAGCUACAACUUACACUUAUGAAAGCACCUUUCUUUUACUGGCUUUGGUUACAGUUCACCUAGUCAUACAUUUCCUCCGCGGAGCACGAACGUCCUCUUUUUGUUUUCUUUAUCGCACGCAACUUCCACUCUUUUAAAUAUGAAUUGCUAUGAAAGGAACUCCGCUUCGAUUCCGUCGUCUUCGAACCGCUCCCGAGACCGGGACGAGUUGAGGUCGUCCAAAGUGCCGGUAACACAAAUCGGUGCUGACUCUCCUUUCAUCCACAGCGUUGACGCGCAUCCCUCGUCGAGGCUGCCCUCGCUGCGGCACACCACUGCACCGUCAUCGUACGGCCUUGUAGGGUACUUCCAAGGGCUUGCCGCAGGCGACGAUCUGGGGGACCUCAUCCGUGGUCUGCGUCGCUCCAUCUGGAGCUGUUAUCAGGAGUGCCUUUGCAAGACCAAAACCUCUUCUUCUUCUUCCGUGGUGAACCCCACAGGUGCGGAGACGGACGGUGCUGCUGCUGCUGCUGUUGAGGCCAACAUACCGGCACCGGCGGCGCCGCAUCGCUUGCCAGCUGGCACCCUGUCCGCCUCUCAGCGGCGCGAGUAUUGGUCCGCCACUCGAACUGCGUUUCUCUUUUCCGCGGAGAGCCCCUCCGCAGCGGAGGAGGCCACCAAGCUCCACUGCUCCCCCGUCACACGAUCGCUGCUGUACCCGUACUGUUAUUCUGUGGGAGAAGCGGGCGCCCCAGAUGCGGCUGCUCUGCCGCUUGGCAGAGUGCUGCGAAGCGGGGACAUGAAAAUGAUUUGGAGUGACGCACGCAUGGCGGAGCUCGCGAGGGAGGAGGUUCGGCGCAACCCUCGCGAUGGCUGGCAACAGGCGCUGCGCCUUCUUCAUCAAGUCUCCCCGACGCCCCUCACCUGCGCGGUGGAGUUGGAGCUGUACCGGCAGACCGACGGGCAGCACUGGGUGGAGGCCUUGCGCUCUUUGUGGUGCAUCCCACCAGCGCAGUGGACCGAGAUGGACGUUGGCGCUGCACUGCGCUCGCUGUACCACGCCGGACGGCGCGCACGACGUGCAAAACCUCCUGCAACGCAGAGCUCGAUAUCCUCUUCUCUUCCCUCCCCUGCGUCCACGUCGUCGUUUGAGAGCGAUCUUUUCGGCUCCGACGGCGGUGCUGCAGAUACCGCUUGCGACGGCACAAGCGACGAGUCCACCGAGGUGUUUCUCGCUCGUCUCAUCGCUCAAGCACUCCGGAUUCACCGCGCCGUCGAGGAGACCGGCGCCCUGCAGUGGAGCACGCCCUCUGCGUUUAACGACACCCUCGGGCUAUUCGCGCUAGAUCCCACCGCGUGGCGGGAGGCGUGUCUGUUGCUGGAUAAGCUGAUUGCCGCGCGAGGGUGCACGAUGGAGGAGGCGGCGCCUUCCCCAGCCGCAGCAUCCAUUCCGCCUAAUGUGAGCAACACAGCGGACCCACAACGCGCAUCUCAGGGCAUUCUGUCCACGCAGGCCAGCGCAGCGCUCUAUCAACACAUGCGACCCAACCCCGUCACGAUCCAUCAGACCUGCCGCGUUUUUCAACAGCACUGGGACGUUGGGCUGCAGUAUGUGCAACGGCUGCAACGUGUAGCGGGCGAUGCACUCCACCUGUGUACCGACAUCGUCGCGACGGAGGAUGUGCUGCGGCUGUGCAUUGCAGGGCAGCGAUGGCAGGAAGCGUUGAGGCUGGUCGUGAGCUAUGAGGCUGCGGUACGGGAUCAGCAUACGGCUAACGAUUCGAGCAGCCUCUCCACUUGCUCUUCGUCGUCAUCGUCGCCUUCAACGUUUUCGCGGCCUCGUGGUGUCUCAGCAGAAUUGAUGAGUGCUCGACAGCACUUCCGGCCGGAUGUGUUUGUGCAGCUCGUGCGUCUGCUCGGCUCCGUUCCCGAGUGCCGACCGGUUGCUUAUGCACUGGUGCGGCGCCACGAUACAAGGGUGUCGUCUCCGCGCGCUUCUCUAUCACCAAUGCAAACCGACGUGCCACCCCUCGCAUCGACACUGCCUCGGGUGGACUUGAGCAGAUCGAAGCUGUACAACGACGAUACGCUCUCUCGGGCGUACAACUGCUUGCUGCAAGGGAGCGCCACUCUCCACGCGGCGGACGCUCUUGUAAAAGAACUGAACCAACUCUACGGCGCGGAUGUGAGUACACCGAGUUCUUCUGCUUUGCCGUUGUCGGUGGUAAGCGACUUCGAUGCCAAAAUCGCUGGACUAGAGACGGAGUCAGUGGCGCACAUUGCGUACUUGUGCUGUACCGCCGGCAACUGGCAACGGGCGUUGCACCACACCAACGCGCUGUUGCACUCUCCACGCUACAGGGCGACCUUCAUCCCUACGGCGCGGCUGCACGACGCCGUUCAAUACGCGUUGGAGCAGGCGCCACCGCCUGGCCCGUCGUGGGAGCUGUCGAUGAAACUCUUUACGGAUAUGAUGGAUCGCAAUGUACCCAUCUCGGAGGUGUCGUUUCAAUCGGUGGUGAAGCGCUGCUUUGCUGGCGGGGCGCCGGAGCAAGCGCAGAGGGUUUUCCAAAUGGUGAUGAGGCGAGGCGUGCGGUCGUGA
Molecule: messenger RNA, 2786 nt
Organism: Leptomonas pyrrhocoris
Lineage: Eukaryota; Euglenozoa; Kinetoplastea; Trypanosomatida; Trypanosomatidae
Exons: 1
Coding region: 345-2786 (813 amino acids)
Molecular function (GO): protein binding
Source: RefSeq, a predicted model, not a curated record